ACAUAUUACCAUCUGGCUUUGAAUCUUUUUGACACCAAUGUUGCCGAACUCCUCGUGUCAAUGAUAACCAUAGCCUCGUUGUUAAUAGUGAAGGAGUGCAUCAAUUCCCGUUGCCAAAGAACCAAACUGAAAAUGCCAGUGCCAAUAGAGCUGCUUGUGGUUGUUGUUGGCACAUUGGUGUCUUUCACGAGCAAUCUCCCUGACAAUUAUGGCGUAGCUAUCGUUGGAGAUAUACCUACAGGAAUCCCCGCCCCGACGUUGGAACCGCUGAAUAAUCUCCGUUACCUGUGGCUGAUUAUUGAUGCCUUCUGGAUAGCUCUGAUCUCUUUCACCAUCUCAGUAUCUCUGGGGAAGCUGUUGGGGAAGUUGCAUGAUUAUGAAAUAAAUCCUGAUCAAGAGCUUUUGGCAUUUGGCGUUUGUAACUCGGUGGGCUCACUUUUCAGUACUUUCUGUUGUGGAGGUGCUAUGUCUAGGAGUAUGGUUCAACAUUCCAUGGGUGUUAACACUCAGCUGUCGGGUCUCCUGAACAGUAUCUUGACUUUAGUUGUGAUGUUGUUCGUGGGGCCUCUCUUCCGAACUCUACCUCGUUGUAUAUUAGCCUGCAUUGUGUUGGUUGCUUUGAAAGGGAUGUUUAUGCAGUACAAAGAUCUCCCAAAACUGUGGAAUAUAUCAAAAUAUGAUUUUGCUAUGUGGAUAGUUAUGUACCUAGCUGUGCUGCUUCUUGGUGUUGAUAUCGGUCUUGUUACUGGAGUAGGCUUCUCGCUUUUCACAAUCAUAUUGAGGUCUGCAAGACCAUACUGUUGUUUAUAUGGUCAAGCAGAUGAUUCUGACAUAUACAGAGACAAAACAAAAUAUGAAUAUGUGAAAGAGCUUGACGGGAUCAAAAUAUUUCAUUUUGAGGCCUCGUUGUAUUACGCCAAUGCAGAUCACUUUCGUCGAUCCCUGUUCAAGUUGACCAAUGCAAACCCGCUGGCACUGAAGAAAGAUAGGAGGAAAUUUGGUAAAAGAAAGCGCAGAUUCGAGGAACGCGUGCAGAAGCAGCUGAGGAAGAAAGAAAAAGACAGUGGGAAACAGGACGAUAAGAAGCCGAGUGGUUCAGACAGUCAAGCCAAUUUGUCUCAGACAAGUCUUGAACUCCAAUCGCCGCAACCUUCCCACGUCGUUCCCACACAGGAAAUCCCAACUAUCUCGACUGGUCGUCCAACCGUUAGACCCUUCAGAAGAAUGGACACUUCCUACGGGAUCAACAUCGCCCCCGUUUCCUCCACGGCCCCUGCACCACCUGCCAACACCAGCGAAUAUCAAGAAGCACAACCAAGUGGACCCUUGAGCUUUUUGAAGAAGGCACUACACUUUAGGAAGGACAGAGUGAGACUAGAUUCCGAGUUUAGUGUGAAAGUCAAUCCUGUUAGAGCCCAAGAUUAUCAUGAGGGCACCCCCCAAACAUCAAUGGAUCCCCGACCGGUUGUAAGCGGCAGAUAUCUACAAGCUAUCGAGGAAGACCCAGAGACUGGAGGUUAUGAGGAAUACCACAUGUCGGACGAUAUUCCUGUGUUUGAAGAGGAGCCACCGAAUUUUGAUAUUAGCCAUAUAGUUCUUGACUGCUCAGCCAUGAUGUACACCGACGCCGUUGGUGUCAAGGUCCUUAAUCAGGUUAUAAAUGAUUACAAAAACGUUGAUGUGAUGGUGCUUUUAGCAGAUUGCAGAG
Molecule: messenger RNA, 1708 nt
Organism: Lingula anatina
Lineage: Eukaryota; Metazoa; Brachiopoda; Lingulata; Lingulida; Lingulidae
Product: prestin-like
Biological process (GO): transmembrane transport
Cellular component (GO): membrane
Source: RefSeq, a predicted model, not a curated record